Zalophus californianus (California sea lion) is the source of this 1939-nucleotide messenger RNA. It is a transcript of the gene SSBP3, whose product is annotated as single stranded DNA binding protein 3. NCBI's taxonomy places the organism in Eukaryota, Metazoa, Chordata, Mammalia, Carnivora, Otariidae. Gene Ontology annotation, biological process: positive regulation of transcription by RNA polymerase II. The transcript is spliced from 18 exons. The coding region runs from base 143 to 1309 and encodes 388 amino acids. The record is from RefSeq and is a predicted model, not a curated record. Gene Ontology annotation, cellular component: nucleus. Gene Ontology annotation, molecular function: protein binding; single-stranded DNA binding.
GGAGCGCGGCGAGGAGAGCGCGAGCGGGCGAGCGAGCGAGGCCGGGGAGGGGGCCGGGAGCGAGGGGGCAGCUCGGGAGCAGCCGGAGCGGUAGCGGCGGCGGCGGCGGCGGCGAGGCUCGGCGCCCUCUUCUCUGCAAACCAUGUUUGCCAAAGGCAAAGGCUCGGCGGUGCCCUCGGACGGGCAGGCUCGGGAAAAGUUAGCUUUAUACGUCUACGAAUAUUUACUGCACGUAGGAGCACAGAAAUCUGCACAGACCUUCUUGUCGGAGAUUCGAUGGGAAAAAAACAUCACGUUGGGAGAACCGCCUGGGUUUUUGCACUCGUGGUGGUGUGUAUUUUGGGACCUUUACUGUGCAGCUCCUGAAAGGCGAGACACUUGUGAACAUUCGAGUGAAGCAAAAGCCUUUCAUGAUUACAGUGCGGCAGCCGCCCCGAGCCCCGUGCUUGGCAACAUUCCCCCCAACGAUGGGAUGCCGGGAGGCCCCAUCCCGCCGGGUUUCUUUCAGGGUCCUCCGGGGUCACAGCCCUCGCCGCACGCACAGCCUCCACCUCACAAUCCCAGCAGCAUGAUGGGACCCCACAGUCAGCCUUUUAUGUCACCGCGCUACGCAGGCGGCCCCAGGCCCCCGAUCAGAAUGGGAAACCAGCCUCCGGGAGGAGUUCCUGGGACCCAGCCACUGCUGCCCAAUUCCAUGGAUCCCACCCGACAACAAGGGCACCCCAACAUGGGAGGAUCAAUGCAGAGAAUGAACCCUCCCCGAGGCAUGGGGCCCAUGGGGCCCGGCCCACAGAAUUAUGGCAGCGGCAUGAGACCACCACCCAACUCCCUCGGCCCCGCCAUGCCCGGGAUUAACAUGGGUCCGGGAGCUGGCAGACCCUGGCCAAAUCCUAACAGUGCUAACUCAAUUCCAUACUCCUCCUCAUCACCUGGUACCUACGUGGGACCUCCUGGUGGUGGUGGCCCCCCGGGAACACCCAUCAUGCCUAGUCCUGCAGAUUCAACAAAUUCCAGUGACAACAUCUACACAAUGAUUAAUCCGGUGCCGCCUGGAGGCAGCCGGUCCAACUUCCCGAUGGGUCCAGGCUCGGACGGCCCGAUGGGAGGCAUGGGCGGCAUGGAGCCACACCACAUGAAUGGAUCGUUAGGGUCAGGUGACAUAGAUGGACUUCCAAAAAAUUCUCCCAACAACAUAAGUGGCAUUAGCAACCCUCCAGGCACCCCUCGGGACGACGGUGAGCUAGGAGGGAACUUCCUCCACUCCUUCCAGAAUGACAAUUAUUCUCCGAGCAUGACGAUGAGCGUGUGAUCCCCUCCUCUUCUCCGAGACGCUGAGAGAGCCGGCAUUUCAGGCGGGAAGAUGCCAGAAAUUAUGCAAGAAGAAGUGAGGUGUCAUUACCCAGGAGCUGGGGAGGGGCGUCUCCCUGCUCCCCCUCAGCCCCCACCCUCCUCCUCCAGUCCCCCCACCUGUCCCAGUUUUAGUUUCAUGCAAUAAAAAGGCCGAACUUUUUAUUCCAUAAAACAUGAAGGACAAAACUCAAAAUAAAAAUAUAUUUCAAGUCAGUGACCAGAAAAAUCCCACCCCUUGCCCAUUCCCAAAAGGACCUUUUAUGUACGUGACACUUUUUUUGUUUGUUUGUUUGGGGUUUUACCGUUAUUGGGAUUUUUUUAAUUUGUUUUCAGGGGGGUUUUUUGGGGGGAAAAUUUUUAAAAAUGGAAGCUUUUAGCAAGCCCCCCCCACCCCACCCCAGUCAACCUCUUUGCUUUCUUCUUUAAAAAAAAAAAAAAAGGACAAAAAAAAAGAAAACCGAAGCCCUGCUGUCUGUCUGUACCCAAGCCCUUCCACCAGGAAAGCUAUAGUCUAGGUGUGAGGUCUCACGCUGUCUUUGUAGCCAUCUAAAAAUAAUGAUAAUAAUAAUAAACUGGGCAGUUUACAAUC